AUGGUGGUCCACCAAGGGGUGACUCAUCACUUUUACUCAUUCACUAGGGUUCCCGGCCGUCUUUAUAUACUUUUUUUGUUUUCAUAGAGGUCUUUAUUUUUUAUUUUUUAUUUUUUUAUAUUUAUGUUUCAAAAAUUUUUUUGGUUUUUUCCUUUUUUUUAAGUGUAGAAGGCUUUUUUUGAGCAUUUUACUCCAUUGAGAACGUUAUUUCAACUCUAAUUUUGAAGAUUUCAGGUUGAAAAGUUUUUUUGGGAUAAAGAUGAAAUAAAAAAAGACAGGUAGAUCAAACUUUUUGAUUAAUUUCAAUUAAUUAAAUUUUUUAGUGAGUUUUUGUAACAUGUAUGUCUGGAAAUUUCAAGUUUUUUUAUUCGAAAAAAACUACUCUGAAAAAAACAAUUUUUUUCUACUUCCCGAUUUCUUCUGGUGGUUCCUGGAAACGAGGAAAAAAAUUUCCGCGAAAAACCGGAAAAAGCGCAGAUUUUAUCGUAAUUUUGAACAGUGAAAUGCCCGCGAAAAACUUGAAUUAUUAUAUAUAUAUAUUUAUGAGUUAUCUUUCCUUCAAUCCUCAAAAUGAGAAAUCUGAUUUCUAUUCAAAUUUUAUUUUUUUCAAAAAGCUUUUUCGAAAAAUUUGAACGGAUUUGCUCGUUUUUUUGAUUCUCUAAAUUUUGAAGGAAAGUUUAGCUUCUUAUCAUUUUCCAUGAAAGAUAAACUCAAAGUUCAACAGAGAAACUUCUAAAAUCGAGAAAACAAAACCCAAAAAAGGAAAAUUUUGCAAAUGCGCUCGGUCGGCAAGGUAAAAUUUAAAAUUCCGCAAGUUUCCCCAUUUUCCGUAAGGUUUUCCCACUGUGAAUAUAGAGUUAAUCUUAAUCUAAACUUUAAAAACGAUCAUUUUCUUUUUUUUUUACCAGAAUCAAUACCUUUUUUUUGGUGUGCAACAAGUUGUGUGCCGAAAGUGUUAACGCGACGUCUUUCAAAGGCCUUUUUUCGCCUUGUUUGCCCCGAUAUUCUUCUUUUUUCGUCUUCUUGACGGGGAAUAUAUGGCUCAAAACGUUGCGAAAGAAAAUCGAAGAAGACGAAAAAUUCGGCUUUGAAAUUGUCGUCAUUAAACACUGAUAAAGAGCCGCGAUUUCUUAUCGAAACCCUUAAAUUUUGCCAUUUCCUCCGCUUGACUGUUUUCAGCUCUUUGUUUGUCGUUUGUCACAAACUUUUUCGUGGAAGGUUUAACUUGAGUUUUUUUCCCCUGCAAAAUUUGCUAGUUUUAGGUUUUGUUGUGUGUUUAAGCUGUAGUUUGAAGGUUUUUGGAGUUUUCUAUUUCAGAUUUUUAUACAGAAAAAUUGAAGUUCGAACUUUCCUGUUUGUUUUUUGUGUGUAAAAGAGAUAAUUUUGUCCAUAGGUUCGAGAAAAAUAAAAUAAUAUGAGCGAUUUUCAGUUUGAGACCAAUUAUUGUAUCAGAAAGGAUAAGAUAGUGACCUUGAACUGCUUGAAAAAAAUGUUAUUUUACUGCUCUCCAGUUUCAUUUUUUUCACAAAAAUGUUGAUUUUUUUGUUUUUUUAAAUUUGUUUUGAAGCCCCAAUAAUUAAUUUUCUAACUGAAGAAAGUUAUAGAACACCUUUUUGUUCGAAGAAAAUUUUUACUUACUCACAAAAAUUGAUCUUUUCCGGUCAAAUUCGGGUUGGCUUGACCUCUCUGCAGAUCAUGCAAACAUUAUUUUUCCUUUCCUUUCUUUUCAUACCCCCGAGAAACUCUUGAAAACUUUUUUCUACACUCAAAUCAAAAUUUUACGUCAUUGUUUGUCGUUAUCAGGGCUUUAAAAUUUGAAAAGAGUAUUAUUUUUCGAUUUUUAGGCAGAAUGCCGUCUUCGGAGCUGUCGCGGGAGCAGCUCACUGAACUCAGUGAAAAUUUUAGGACGGUUCGUUUUUUAAUUUUCAGUUUUGGAUUAAAAAUUGAUGUUUCACUGGAAAAAAGCGACUUUUCGAAGCCCAUUUUUAAGAUAUUUUCCGAUAAAUGUCAGUUCAUUUUCGUUUUUUUGAAUAAGAAAAUAGUUUUUUUGAUACUUAAAAAAACUGUUAAUUAAAGUAGUAAAAAAAGAAUAGAAAAAUUUUUUUGCGAAAAACUCAGUUUUCGGCUUUUUUUGUUGAAAAAUCUCGAGAUAAAAAAACUGAAAAGAGGAAAUUUUUCGUUCUUUUUGUCGCAUUUUUUUGUUUAUUUAUCCACUGUGAAGAAAUUUAUCUUUUUCAAAAAAAUAGGUAUUUGAAAAAUUUUAACUCCAUUUCAUGAUAAAAGGUUCGAUUAAAAAACAAAAAAAGCACAUUUUUCAGAUAUCUGAAAAAUGGAUCAGGAUUUUUUUGGCGCGAAGCGACGUACAGCCGGCUUUUGAAAGUAUUAGGAAUCGAUGUUCCUGGUUAUAAGGUCCAUUUUUUUUAUUUUUUUAAUGUGUUGAAAAAUUGAAAAAGUAUAGCUAAAAUAAGUGUAGAAAAAUGAAGGAAAAAUUGAAAAAGCAUAGAAAUUGGAGGAAGAUUUGUGAAUUUCCGAAAGUCUUGCAGUUUUUUAAGGUACAAUCUGAACUGUGCGCGUUCAAAAGUUGAUUUUUCAGAUAUUUUAUCAGAAAUUGGAAAAGUUUGAUAGCUUUUAUGAGAGAUUUUGUCACUUUUUGUGUAGGAAAUGCGAUUUUUAUUGAAAAUUCAGAUUUUUUUUUUCAAAUAAAAUAUUAUUUUCAGAUGAGAGAACUGUUGGACAAGCAUUUCGCUAACGACGGACAAGUGGAUAUUCACAAAUUCAAUCAACUGUUCAAUGAGCUCGACACCCAGAAACACCAGGAAACGAACCGUUGGAAGGAGAGAAUCGGGUUUGUCGAAUUUUUGAAUUUUGAAGUUGAAAAAAUUGAAAAAUUACCGGUUUUUCUGUUGGUUUUAAAACAAGGAAGGUUAUUUCACUUUACGGUUUCUUGAUAAUUGGCCAGAAAAUUCCGAGAAACUGACAGCAGAAGCUUCCCAACUUUUAUUCGAGUAAAAAAAAGGAUGCGUUGAAGUUAAAGAAAAAACCUCAAAAUUUGUAGAAAUAGGCCACUUUGGAGCUUUAAGCCUUUAUUUAUCGGAAAAUAGGUUUUUUUGCAGUCGAAGACUUUCGGAAUAUUUUUUUUUUGGUACAUUAAGGCCGAUUUUUAGGAAAUUCCCAACCCUAAAGUGAACCUCCUUUUAAAGUAGAAAAUUGGUGAUGGAAAUUUUUUCGUCUCUAUAUGUUUCUCAAUUAAAAAAUUGACCCGAAGACAAAUUUUUAACUAGGAAACGGUCUGAAACCUUGCAAUUUGAGGGAACUUUGAGCAUUUUUUGUUAGAAAAAAUGAAAAGAAAGUUUAUUUUUCAAGUUUUACCUGAGGUAUGUGCUCCUCAUUGAUCGGAAAGGUAAGUAAAUCCCCUUUUGAUCAAUUAAAUACGAAUAGUAAAAGCUCAUGUUAAUUAGAAAAGACUACGAAAAAAAAACCGGGAAAUAUACGUUUCUCUGUCGUUUUUUAGGCUAAAUCAUAAAAAUUUGCAUCGUUUGGUUCUUUCUUUACGAAGAAAAAUCUUGCAAAAUCUCAGUUUUUUCAUUUUUCUACUGAAUCCAGGUCUUUAUCGCUUGAUCUCUAAUAACUAAUUUUGAAAAAUUCUUUAUACUUUUUUUGCUUAAACGUUGAAAAGGGAGUUUCAAACACUUUUUUUCAAAAACGUAUUUUUUUAAGUGUUAUCUAUGAAAAAAAUUUUUUUCUUCUUUAAUAUUUUCAAGGUCGAGAUUUUCAGAGAACAAAAAAAUAUUAAUUUUCAGAACGGUCAGCGGCGCUUAUCAAGUUUCCAGCGAGAAGCAGGAUAAUACUGUCCACACGAUCCGAGUAGAGGUUUGCUUCAAAAUUUAAGAAAAAAAUAGUUGAAAAACAGGACAAAAAGUGAUAAUAAUUUGACCAAAAUCUUGCGUUUUCCAUCAAAAAAAUUGAGCUUGAAAUGCGUUGGCGAUUUUUUUAAAAAUCAAUUAUAUCAGAUUUUCUUGGAUUUUUUUCAUUCGUGAUUUUUUUAUAUUGAAGAAAAAUAUUAUAAAAAAAUUACAGCCGUGCGGGAAUGACAGUGAAAAAAACGUUUUAAUGUAAAAAAACGAUGAAAUAAUUUUUUUGCUCGAGGUUCCUGUUUCAAUGAUCACAAAAAUAUCAGCUUCAAGUCAAAAUUUUUCAUUCCUUGCGUGCAAUUUAACGAGUUAACGGAAUAAAUGUAGAAAAAAAAAAUGGAUAUUCGAUUUUGGUAAAAAAUUUUCCCGUCAAACUCGACAAAAAUCAUUGGAAAUGAGGGGAAUAUCAGGAAGAAGUCGCGUUUUCCAACUGGAUCAACAGCAAUUUGUCGGACGACAGCGACUUGAAACGGCUGCUGCCCGUGAACCCACAGGGCGGCGAACUUUACACCAAAAUCCAGGAUGGAUUGAUCAUUUGGUAUGACUUUCCGAACAAUUAUGAUGAAAAUUGAAUUUUUUAAUUAAGGAAAAAAAAACAGAUUAUAGAACUUUUUCCGAAGUCUUUAGAUGUGAAGUUGGAGAAAAUGUGUAUUUUUGAUAAAUCUACAGCUUUUUUUUUGAAAUGAUCAGUUUUUUUUUAAUGUUUCGCUCCAUAGUUCUGGAGUAGAAUGUUGAUUUCAAGAAAGGCGCGUUUUAAAGUAGUUAUGUGGCUUUUUUCGAGGUAUUUUGUUGAAAAUUUGAAGAAAAAGGGUGUUUUUGGGUAAUUUUUAUGGCUUUUUUCGAAUAAACUUGGGGAAAUGAUGAAUAAAAUGCGUUUUUUAAAAGUUUAGACCUUUUUUUCAAAGCAUUUAGUUGACAAGAUGUAUUUUUACGUUAGAAAAAUAGUUUUCCUUCAAAAAUUUUUACUAGGAUUCAGAAUAGUUUCAUUCAGUUUCUGGAAAUUUCAAGAGAGGCUUAGAGAAAACUCUUCUUUAGAAAUUUUGCACAAAAAGUUGACCUUGGAAAAAAACUCCUUUUCUGAGGCUUUUUUAUCAUUUUCAAAUGAAAAAGUAGGAAAAAGUAUGAUAAUGACGGGAAUCCUGAAGUUAGGUAACUUUUUAAGAACUAAUUUUGACGAUUUCUUCGUUUUUUCGAUUUGAUUUCAAACAGAGAUCUUGAAAAUAGUCUAAUUUGUGAUCUGAUCUUUUUAAAAAGCAAAAUUUGAGUUCAUGAUCUCAUUUUUUUAAUGUGAAACCGUAAUUUCCUUCAUUUUCCGCUUUUCCGAACAAUUAUAGGUAAUUAUCAAGUAUUUUCGGCUUUUUCUCCACUUCCUGGUCACUUACCACGCUGUAGUUUUAAUUAUCUUGCCAUUUGUUAAGAAAAAAAAAGUUCAUAGCAUGAUUUUGGUGUGUUUCAAAAUGCUUAUCAACGUAUUUUUGAUGUUGUUCGCAUUUCCCUUAUCAAUAAUUCGACGGAUUUUUGAUGAUGUUUCUGGAAUGUUUGCCAAUUUCCAGCAAACUGAUCAAUUUGGCCGUGCCGGGGACGAUCGACGAACGGGCGAUCAACAAGAAAAACCUCAACACUUACACGAAAUUGGAGAACUUGACCUUGGCGCUUUGCUCGGCUCAGGUGCGGAUCAGGGGGGCGAAUCGAUCGGGAAUGAUAUUUUUGAUUUUAAGGGAAAUUUGACUUCAAAAGCUUGAAUGUAUUAAAAUAGUGUUAAGAUCUGUUGAAAGCUGGGGAAUUCAAUAAGAAAAGUAGCUUUUUUGAAAAUCGUUCAAAGAAAGCUUUUUUUUCCCAUGAAGCUGCUCUCGGCUCGGGAAGGAUAUUUUUGAUUUAGGGGUGUAAAAAAUGAAAGGAAAUGAUUUUUGAGGAAAAUAAAAGACAAAUAACGAAAUAGUCUGAAGAUAUUUCUAUACCUACAUCGAAGUUUUUUCUUCUUCUCUAAAACUCUUUGAAAAAGCGCUUUUCCAAUAUUUUUUCAUACUCUGAAAUUCAAUAUUUCGAAAAAUACUUUAGUUCUGGAACAAAAGGGAAGAUGUUAUACCUGGAGAAAGACUUCCGACGUAUAUGAAAAAAAUUUUUUCCGUUCUAAAAAUUUCCCGAAUUUUUACCUUUUUUCUAUUUCACAACUUUUCGGGCUUAUUUGCGACCUCUAUCGGCUUUAAAGACCUAUCAGAACAAUCUGAAAAAAAAAACUAGAAAAAUAGAGAGAUCUUCUUUAGUUGCACUUUGGGGAUCGUUUUAAUUUCAUUUAUCAAAUUUUUUUUGAAGAAAUUUUCACUUACCGACCGAUUAAUAAAAGAGGGAAAAUCCGGGAAAAAAACAUGGAAACGGAAAUUUUCAGGCGAUCGGUUGCAAUAUCAUCAACAUUGACAAUGUGGAUUUGAGCAAGGGAACGUCGCACUUGGUCCUCGGCCUCCUGUGGCAAAUCAUCAGGGUUUUUGACCUUUUGAAGAAGUCAAGACUGAAAAUUGGACUUUUCAGAUUGGACUAUUCAACCAGAUCGACUUGCAACACUGCCCGGGACUCUUCCGACUACUUCGCGAAGGGGAAACUUUGGAAGAUUUGCGACGACUUUCCCCGGAAGAGAUCCUCGUCCGCUGGGUCAACUACCAUCUCGAAAAGGUCCGAGGAUUUUUUGGAAUUGGAAAAAGUUUCUGGAAUGAUCCACGUUUGCGCUGCGGUUAUGGUCAGAGGAAAAAAUUUUUUAGUAGGGCCGCGCGAAAGUCGUUUUUGGUCGGGUGCAUAUUUUUUUUAGCCUUAUCCGAGAAAGAUGAUCGUCGAGGUGAAAAAAAAUCAAUGACAGAAACCACCAUAAAGUUAAACUCCAAAAAGUUCUGGCCGCAUUUGGAAUGGCUCAACGCGUUGCGGUUGCGCUGCGACUAGAAUAAGAAAUCUCGCAUUUUAGCCAAGCGAAAGUCGUUUUUGGUCGGCUGUAUACCUCUAUCUAACUUGGGGAAGGCAAUUUUUGAAGUGAAACAAAAAUCUAUCAGGUCAUUAUAGUUCAAUUUUCAGAAAAUAAACAAAAAUUGAAAAUUCAUAAAGCCCUGGUCGCAUUUGGAAUGGCUCAACGCGUUGCGGUUGCGUCGCGUCUCGAGAGAAGCCAAGCAAAAGUUGUUUCUCGUCGGCUGCACCUUUUUUUGUUGGCGACGUUCGACCGCCUCGCGUUGAGCCAUUCUCAGUGCGACCAAAUUUGGAGCGAACAGCUUCUAUCAGUCUUUUUUUGUAAUUGAAAGUAACAAAAAUCAGAACUUUUUUCCGUCCUUAAGGCUUUUACAAGUGAAUGAUGCUCUAAAAGUCCAAUAAUCCUUCAAUUCCUGACUUUGAGAAUCUAUUUGCAACGUUUGCGGACGUAUUAGGGUGGCCAUAUAAUCACCUCUCCGAAUUCUUUUCUGAUGGAAAAAUCGGAGAUCGCGCGCAUUAUUCCUUCCACACAGAUUAGUGAGUGAGCGUGUGUGUGUGGCGAUCGGCCGAUACAAAUUGCUCACCGAUUUCUUCUCCCUUUUUUGAUGGGUUCCCCUUUUAGAUCGUAAGGUUCAGAGGGACCUUCUUUCUUGAAAUGGAAAAGUCUCAAAAAAUUGGCUGAUACGGCUGAAAAUUGUUGGUGAUUUUUCGUCCCCUUUUUGAUGAAGGAUUGAAGAAAGGACUUAUUUUGAGAAGAAAAUGAAAAGCUAUUGAAGUAAAAAAAAGUAUUGAUGAUUUUUUUGCUUUUUCUGUUGGUUUGAUUGAAGGUAGGGAUUAUUAUAGAAUAGCAUUUAUGGGUAAUUUUUAAUUACUAGAAGUUAUUUGAGAUUUUUACUCGUUUUUAGAUAGGAUCCUUUUUGAUCGCAAAAUUCAGAGGGACCAGGUGAGAAGACUAUGAAUUUCUAUACAUUAAAAAAAUCGGAGUAGCCCUAUAAUGGCCCUUUUUGCUGGUUCUUGGUUUUUUUGAGUUGAAAUUUAUAUUUUGUAACUUUUCGGUUCCAUUUUUUUGUAAAAAUUCAGGUAGUCUGUUCCAAAAAUUUAAGGGAAAAAGUUUUAUUUGGAAAAAAAUUUACUCAAUAUUUCUUUAUAGUGAUAGUUCAGAAAAAAAUAUUAUUAUUGUUUUAGUUUUUUUGGAACUUUCAAAUCAGACGCAUUCAUCAAGUAACGUUUUUUUCUGAAAACUCCAGCAAAAUCUGAAAAAAAGAAAAAGAAAUUAUAUCUACAGAUCCAAAGGGAGAAACAAAUCCGAGUGGUAAGUUUGGAAAUUAUUGAUAUUAUCUGAUUUUCGAUUUCUUUUUUUUAAACCCGCAUUUUUAUCACAUCAGUGUUGUGGGGUGAUUUAUUAUCUUUCAAGUGUUGUCGGCUAUUUUUCUUCUUCAUUCUGCAUUUUCGAUUUUGCAUUUUUUAUUUCAAUUUGAAAAAAGAAAAAUUUCCAAAAGUUGUUUCAGGCUGGCAUCCAAAGAAGGCUCAACAACUUCACGACGGACAUUGUCGAUUCAGAAAUUUACACGCAUUUAUUGCACCAAAUCGCUCCGAAUGGAAGUGGGGUCACUCUGUCGCCACUUGGUGUUCAGGUGAGACCAAAAAAAGAGAAAAAAAUGAAAAAAAUUUUUUUUGGAUCUGUGUUAUUCUGAAAGAUUGACCAACAGUAAGGCUAGAGAGAAAUAAUUUGAAACUCUUUGAAAAAAAAAUUAAAAAAAACAACCAUUAGAAGGAAAUUCUCGGACUUACGAAGUGGAUGAUUUUAUUAGCGGUUUUCUAGGAUUCAAACGCGCCCUGUUGAGAAAGUUUUUGAUUUUCAGAUGUAAAUCAACUUUUUCAUAAUAGGGUUAACAAGGAAUUAAUCUUACGCAGUUAAUUGCAAAAAUUAUGAGGAUUUUCGAGAAAAAAGCUCGAUUUUUUUCAGUUUUUACUUGUUGUAGGCUAUGAUAGGCUUAGGCUUCCAAAAUUGACGUUUUCAAACUUUUUCAAUCGGUUUUUAGAAUUCAAUUUUCGACCAAAAAUCAAAAAAAAAAGGUCCGUAUAAUAGAAAAGAAGUGCAAAAAGAGGUAUUUAUGAAUCUUCGAAAAAAAAAAGUUCUGAAUUUUUGUUGAUUUUUGAGAGGUUUUUUUUCGGAAUGUCUAUUGGACCUGCUAGAAAUUUUCAACGAAAAUUCGAUUUCGAUCGAUUUUUAGGGAAAUGUCCACCGUGCCGGAGCCAUGCUUGAUGAGGCCGAUAAACUCGAUUGCCGUGAAUUUGUGACCCCAACUGACGUCGCUGCCGGAAACUACAAAUUGAACUUGGCCUUCGUCGCCAAUUUGUUCAACAAACACCCGAAUUUGCCGGAUCCUGGAGCCGACGAGAUCGGUUCGGCAUUCUGGAACUUCUGAAUUGAUUUUCGAAAUGGUUUCAGUCGAAGACGUGAUCCAGGAGACUCGCGAGGAAAAGACCUACAGAAAUUGGAUGAAUUCACUGGGCGUCGACCCUUAUGUCAAUUGGCUGUACAGCGAUCUGCAGAAUGGCGUCGUCAUCUUCCAGGUAGGAGGAAGAUGAAAAAUAGGGGCUGAAAUUUAGCCCAAAAAGAGCUGGAUUUUUCUAGUAAAAGAAAAACUCAUUUUAGUGAGUAGUUUACCCAAAAUUUUGCAAUUGAGCGGGAAAUUGGUGAGAGAAUUAUUAAGCGUGGCUGAAAUUUAGCCUCCAGAAGCAACGAUUUCCAAGAAAAAAAACGCAGAAAUUCAGAUUUUAGUGAACAAAUGACCCGAAAUAUUGCAAAUAAGAAGAAAAAUGGUUAGAAAAAUAUUAACCGCGGCUAAAGUUUAGAAGAUCAAGGAAUAAAUAAUGAAAAAAUUUUAGGGGUGGCUGGAAUUUAGCCUCCAGUAGCGACAAUUUUCUAUAAGAAAUGCAGAAAAUCACGUUUUGGUGAACAAAUUACUCAAAAUGUUGUAAAGGAGAGGAUAAAUGGUCAAAGAAAUCUCAAGUUCGGUUGAAGUUGAGCCUGAAAAAAACGGAAAUUUUUAGCUAUAAAAUUAGAAAAAAACAUAGAUUUUCAUGAAGAAAAAGUAUCUAAAUUUCAAAAAAGAGGGGAAAAAAAUAGGUGAUAGGAAAAUCUAGGGAUAAUUUGCUCCAAUGAUGACAAAGCACAAGUUUCCUACUUACUGUUUCAAUCAUUUACCUCAUCCUUAUUUGAAUACUCGGUAAAAAAAAUUCUGUUUGGCUUGUUUUGUUUAAAAAGCGGAAAAAAGGCGUGGCCAGUGACUUUUUUUUGUUGGAUCAAAUUUUUAGAGCUUGAGAAAUAGAAAUAUCGGCGCUUCACUUGGAAAUGGAAAAAAAAAACGCUAUUCUUCAAGAAAAAAAGAGUCCACUCUUUCAUAUGAAAAAAAAACCAUCGAUUGACUCAAUUUUUCCCGGAAUUCAGAGAAAAAAAAUCGUGGCGAACCAAUAAAAAUCAGCGUUCGGUAGAGCAAAUUUUCCCAAUGUUGAAAAGCUGAAAAGUCAUUUUUUUUAGCUCUACGACAUCAUCCGCAAUGGUAUGGUGAACUGGAAACGCGUCGUCCGACAAUUCCACAAACUCCGCGGGAUGAUGGACCAGAUCCAGAACUGCAACUACGCCGUCGAGCUCGGCAAGCAGUUGCGCUUCUCCUUGGUUGGCAUCCAGGGCAAGGACAUCUACGACGGCAAUCAGACCCUUACUUUGGGUCCGUUAUUGAAAAUAGAAUUCAUAUAUUCCACUGAAAAACGAGAAAGUAUCAAAAAACAGAAAAUUUUUUAUCGCAGCCCCAAAUUUGCUCCCAAAUAUCUUGAAAAAAGUAAUAAUAAUUAUUGGUAAAAUUUCUCAGAAGUAGACAUUUCGUGCAAAAAAAUAGACCUGUUUAUUUGGUUUUUUAUGACUUUUUUGGUUUCAAUGUACUUCUGAUGUGUAACAAUAUCCGAAAAAGCCAACAAAACCUUCCUGGGUUUUCAGCUCUGGUCUGGCAACUAAUGCGCGCCUACACACUGUCCAUCUUGGCCCAGUGCACGGAAGCCGGCGAUUCGCUACCCGCCGAUAAGGACAUCGUCGCCUGGGUCAACCAGAAGGUGAAUAGAUUUGAAGUUUGAGAGUCCAAAAGAUGAAACAUAGUGUCUCAAAACUAGUCUUUCGAAAUGAAACUUCGAAAACUUUCCUUCCAUCACUUGAUAUUCCAGCUCAAUUCUAACGGGAAAUCUUCCUCGAUCCGAUCCUUCCAAGACCCUUCAAUUUCUGACGGCCGAGUGGUCCUGGACCUCAUUGACGCCAUCAAGCCUAAAGUCAUUGACCACUCCUUGGUGAGUUUCUUUUUUUUUGACUCGUAACAUGCUUUUGAACAGUUCUCAUGCACUUGAUGGAAUUCAGACGUUUUUUUUAAACUUAAAACUUUUUUAAUAUACUAAGGAUUUUUACAGAUCAAGAGCGGCGGAUCAGUUGAGGACAAGAUGUCCAACGCCAAGUACGCCAUCACUUGCGGCCGAAAAAUCGGAGCCAAGAUCUACGCCCUGCCUGAAGAUAUCGUUGAGGUAAAACAAAAAUGAAUAACUUCAGAAGGAAUUAAGAACAGGAAAAUUUAAAAAAAGAACCGCCGAUAACUGUAGCUGUCCUUGAUAUUAUGGUAAAUGCGCGCCGUGGAUAAACCAUAUUUCAGAAAUUUUGAGUUUUCUCUCAAUUUUGAAGUUUAAAAAAAGGAUGUGAGCAAAUUAUUUAGGAGUAAAAUGGCCUGUAAAAGAUUCUGAAUGGAGCUUUUGCAAUCUGCGGAAAACAAGAGAUCAAUGCAGUUUUUCCUUGUCGUUGAGAUGUAGUUGCAGAAAAAUAACUCCUCGAAUAAUAUAGGAAAAAAGAGCCGCGUUCAUGACUUGUGCGCUCUAUGGAUAAUCAAAUCUAUCAAUGGGGAGCAAAAAUAUUUUUUUGUCUACACAUUCUUUCGAGUUUUUGGCUUUUUCCCAGCUAUUUUCUGAAAAUUAGCCACAGAGCGCACUAGUUACAGAUUUUUGCGGCUUUUUUUUCCUCGCCUAUUUUUAGAACUGAUUUUCGGUAUAUGCAUUCGUUUCGUUUUAUUUUAGCGGUUUUCCGUAGAUUUUAUAGCGUAUUCUAUGAAAUCCAAAGAAAAAAGUUUUUCCACUACCGAUCAAAAUUUAUAAAUAAGGUUUGAGAAGAGAAUCUCAUGAUAUUAUUGAAAUCAAGAGAGUUUUACUUUCUAUUCGAAUUCUUCGAUUUCAGGUCAAACCGAAAAUGGUAAUGACGGUAUUCGCUUGUCUAAUGGCGCGCGACUACAUGCCCGACAUGAAGGAGGCUUCUGCCCCAGUUCAACCUCUCAUCCAACAUUGA
This is a messenger RNA of Caenorhabditis auriculariae, 12231 nucleotides long. The record is from the annotation of a GenBank genome assembly. NCBI's taxonomy places the organism in Eukaryota, Metazoa, Nematoda, Chromadorea, Rhabditida, Rhabditidae.